Messenger RNA from Dentiscutata erythropus, 253 nucleotides. The record is from the annotation of a GenBank genome assembly. NCBI's taxonomy places the organism in Eukaryota, Fungi, Glomeromycota, Glomeromycetes, Diversisporales, Gigasporaceae.
AUGAAAAGAAUAGAAGCCUUGGACGAACCCCUUUUGAAUAUUAAAACCCAAAAUCUUAAACAAAGUAAUUUGAGAAAAAGUGAUAAUAACUUUGGUCUUUCCUCUGAGAAUAGAUCUUUGGAAUCUUUGUGUAGCAUAUUUAUCAGAAAACAAUUAUCAAACAAGGGCCUUCAGAAAGGAGCUAUCAAUCUAUACUCUGCAGCUUAUAAUUUAGAAGCAUCAAAAAUGGUUUCUUCAAAUAUCAGAGUGUGGU